Molecule: messenger RNA, 3382 nt
Organism: Gaeumannomyces tritici R3-111a-1
Lineage: Eukaryota; Fungi; Ascomycota; Sordariomycetes; Magnaporthales; Magnaporthaceae
Product: NAD dependent epimerase/dehydratase
Exons: 3
Coding region: 947-2077 (376 amino acids)
Source: RefSeq, a predicted model, not a curated record
UUAAGCUCCGACGAACAUUUCCGCCGUGUGCUGUGCCAGGUACUGUGGUAUUUCCACGUCGCAUAAAGCUGCUCCACAUCCAGAGUGCCGGCCUUUUAGACCGGGAUUCUCGUCCUUUCGUCUUCUCCUCCAGCUCUCGUCUUUUGUCGGCUUUGUGUUUUAUAUCUGGUACCUUCCUAAGCAGGUGCCUGCCUUGUUCCCGUCCGGGGCCCUUUUUUCUGGCCGCCCGUGCUGCACUGCAAUCUGCCUGCUUUGCCGUGGUAAUUUUGUUGUGUAAAAGGAAGCAGCCCAGAGCAGAAGGACUCACAGACCGCUCCCCCCCCCCCAAAAAAAAAAGCAGGGUGCCCAUCCGUCCUCCCGUCGGCUUUUCCCCUCAUCUUAUUUGCGACUCCGCCGUCUCCGUAUAACUGCCCUCCGAGCCCCCCAUCCUCCCUCCGACGGGCCGUCUUCAGCACCUGAAGGCGCCGCCCACACUCGCGCUCGACGACCCGCCGCCGCCCCUCCAUCGAGACCACGUGCCACCCCACCAAGGAUUGACCUUGACUCAAGUUGGACGCCUGAAGCGCGCGCUCAGCUGCCUCUCGACCCCUUGGACCCGUCCCGGACGCACACUUCCUGUCCGACUCUUGUGGCCCCUGAACUUGUGAACCGACCGAGAAAUUGCCCAACGCUACCUCGACCAAAGCCGUCCGCCGCCCGCGUGCUGCUUGUGAGCUUUCCCGUGUGCCCGACUACUUCUCGUCCACACCACCUUUCGCUUGCCCGGGCACCAACGAGCCCACCGCCCAACCACAGACCGCACAGCCGAAGCCCACCAGGCGAGGCGAGCCCGAACCCACUCCGUCGGCACAUCCCUAGUUCUCUCGCAAAACGAAGAGCGAGUGAGAAAAAAAUAUUCACGAGCUCCCCCGAACGGCGAACCCUUCGGCGCCCCGAACUACCAGCCAUGGCCGAGAAACCCUCGGUCCUCAUCAUAGGAGGGCUGGGGUACAUUGGCCGAUUCCUGGCCCUCUACAUCCACCAAAAUGAGCUCGCCUCCGAGGUGAGGCUGGUCGACAAGGUUCUUCCCCAGUUGGCCUGGCUCGCCCCCGAGUUCAGCGCCGCCUGCUCUACCGACAAGUUUGUCCAGGCCGACGCCAGCAGAGAACAGUCUCUAGCACGCAUAUUCGACCGCGCCGACGGAAAACAGUGGGACUAUGUCUUCAACUGCGGUGGCGAGACCAGGUACUCACAGGAGGAUGAAGUCUACAGGCUGCGCUCGCUCGCCCUGUCGCUCGCCGUCGGCAAGGAGUCGGCCAAGCGCAAGGUCAAGCUCUUUGUGGAGCUGAGCACCGGCAUGAUCUACAAGCCCGACUCGCAGCCCAGCAAAGAGGGGGACAAGCAGAAGCCGUGGAGCAAAAUCGCUGUCUUCAAGCAGCAGGCCGAGGAGCAGCUCUCCAAGAUCGAGGGUCUGAACCUCGUCAUCGUACGACUGGCGCACGUGUACGGGCCGUAUGCAUCUCAAUGGGUUGCGACGGCUCUCUGCAUGGCGCGUGUGUACAAGGAUAAGAUGUACGACAUGAAGUGGCUGUGGACCAAGGACCUCCGCACCAACACGGUGCACAUACACGACGUCUCCCGCGCGCUCUGGGCCAUCGCAGCCUGGUACGACGCCGGCAAGGCAAAGUGGGAUGCGGCCUCGAUGGGUGUCGUUCCCACCUUCAACGUUGUCGACAAGGGCGUGACCACGCAGGGCGCCAUGGCGGACCUGAUCGGCCAAAUCUUUGAGAUCGAUACGGGCUUCCAGGGUCAACUGAUCAGCACGUUUGCCAAGCUCAACAUGGACAACGUGGUUGAUGAGGUCAACGACAACAUGCUGGGGCCCUGGGCCGACCUGCUCCAGAAGGCCGGCAUCAGCCGUCCCGGGCCUCUGACGCCCUUUAUGGAGAAGGAGCUGCUCAAGGACACGGACCUGAGCAUGGACGGCAGCCGGCUCGAGUCAGUCGUCGGCUUCACGUAUGAGCGCCCCAAGAUGACCAAGGAGCUCCUCGAAGAGGUGAUUGAGAGCUACAAGAGGAUGAGAUGGUGGCCCGAAUGAUUUGGCUCCAGGGAUAUCGUUUCGCCAAUCUCGCGACCGGCCACCACGACCAAAUAUCGACUGCUCACGGCUUGGAGGAGACAAGAGGCCAUUACGUCAUUUCAGGCGGUUCCGGUUUAGGGAUGGGCAACGCGACACGGCCCUUCUCUAACUUGGUGGGUGAGAGCGUGCGCACCGCCGGCCGAGUGCUCGACAAAUCCCUCUCUCUUCCUCCAUCCCCUCACGAAUCGACCCGCCCUGGCGCCCCCUCUGAUGAUCACGAGGCGGUUCUCGGCGCCGUCAAGCGCCAAGAAGCGUAUUUUGGAAAAGGAGCCGAGCGACGUGACCAGGUUUGGUCUGCUCCCCUACAGCUCGGUGGACGCAAGAGCUGAACAUGCAAGUAAAAAAAGAAGGAAAAAAAGCGAAGCGGAAAGGAGAGAGAAAAUCAUCAAGAAAAGCAGGCCAAUGGUGUUUCGGAUUUUACCAUGUUUUACGGGUUGCUCCUCGCGAAAGCGAUACCGAGUGCCCGUUCCCAAUUUUCUUUUUCAGUUCCGGAGUCCCAGGCCGACGGGUUUUUUGGGACCCGAUGUAUUAUCAUUGAUAUCCGUCUAAUGUUUGUUGAUACACCAUUUCCCGCACCAGCUUCCCCUGCAUUCAUGCCUCUUUUUCUAGCACUUGUUCAUUCCUGUUAAGCCUACACCCCGGGACCUACCUAGCUUAACCAAGCAAUCGCCAUGGCGCGGAUAGACGUAAAAGAGGGAGGUCGUCGUGUGGGGGUACGUCAUACGCUGUACGACGGAAGUUGUCAGGCAGGGUACCUACAGUACUGAUGUGCGUACCAAGGCAUGCACAAGCAACCUCCCGGGUCUUGGCAACCGAGGUCUCUCUUGGUCUGGUGUUGAGCUUUCCCCUUGCUUUGUUAACGAACGGCUUGUGUGCGUCCAAUCGGCGGGCUUUCGCGCUUUCUAUUUCGGUGACUGAUGCAUAUCGUGCGUCUUUCCAAAGCUCCUCCCCAAACACCUGGGACGGGAGGGACUCAUUCAAGUUUGACAAGCGACAGGACUUUGCGGAUCCUUAUUUUCUUCGUCCCAUCUGCCCGUAGUCCGUUUUGCGUGUGCUCUGACCUCAGAGGGCGGGGUACUAUUUUGGGUAUGCUAGGUAGGUGGUAGGUACCUGGUAGUAGGUAGCAUGUGCCUCGGCACGAUGGUUUGGUGACACGCCAACGGUGCACGUUCUCUGGUGACGAUCCCACCCAUCACAUCACCUGGGUACCCCUCAGGCAGGCAGGCAGGCAGGCAGGCCAUACGUCCGUUCCAGCUUCGGACC